AUGUACGGCUGGGAGCGCACUUCGUAUUCGCACGAUACACAACACGACCGAAGACGAAGACGACGACGACGGCGACGAUCGUGAUGGUUGGAACGGAUCGAGCAUAAGUCGUCUGAAGCUAUCAAACGUUCGUGCGUUCUGACUUUUCCGCUCAUUCCGUUUUUCUCGACUGACGCGCGGCAGAUUCUGCGAAAAGCAUCCACGAUGAGCGACGAGGGAUUCGAUCCAUGCGAGUGCAUGUUGAAUCAAAUGUCCAUGCAGCAUCUACUUUCUAUCAUACGACAAUCACAAGAUUAUUGCUCGGAUACCGAAUGCUUUAGCUUAUCGAGAUUUCCGCUAGGACCGCAAACGAACAUCCAGAGAGAACAUUCGCCCUUCCUCUUUACUUGGUUAAUUAUCGGCUUUAUCUUGUUCCUAUUCAUAUUUAGACCGAAUUCUUUGCGACAAUCGACCAGAAAUGUUAUUAAGAACCGCAAUGAACCCGAUUCACAUAGUGAUGACCCGCCUUCGCCACCAACAGUGAACUAAAUAAUACAAUAUAACUUUGCUGGAAGAUCUUGUUAUUCGAGAUUUUAUACAUUAGGAUCUAAAUUCGUAAUAGAAAUAAGAGAAGAGUUUUAUAUAUGUAUAGUAUAUACAUAUGAUAUUAAUGUAAUGUAAGCAUUAGCGGGUAUAUCGAUAAUUUGAUUUCUUAGAGAUGUAAUUUUUCCUUGAUGAUAAUCGCAAUUUUGAAUAAUGCGCACGCAUUUUCUUUAUCUCACAAUAACGUGCCUGAAUUACAUUCACUAAUAGUGUUUUUUAUCGUGUUCAUUUCUCUUGAAAUCGUGCAUGAUAUCUGAUUGUAAUUAUAUAUGAAUCCGCUUAUUCGCAAUAAUAAGAAUAUAAUGUAUGCGAAAUAAUAUAAUUUAAAAUCUUUAUUCUAAAAACAAUGAAAAAAUUAAGUACCUGCGAAUGGAUAUAGUCAUCUAACGAACUUAUUUAUUUGGUAUUUAUAUUCCAGAAAAUAUCCAGAAUUCACUAAAAAUUUUACAAAAAUAACUUACAUAAAAAAAUCUUCCAUCAAUCAUCGAAUAUGCAAUAUCUGAUGUAAAUAACACAACGACAGUAAAAUAAUGUAUAAUAAUUAAAAAUUUCGAGUCUUGUAUAAUCUUUCAAGAAACAUUUUAUGAAUAUUUUAUGAAUAUUUAUAUUCUUUUUUUAUAACGCAAUUAUAAGAACAGUGCAAGUAUAUUUACAUCUUGUUUUGGUACAAUAAAGAUAUUUAAAAGUUACAUUUUAUCAUUCACAAUAAGAAAAAAAUAUAAUUUAUAAUUUAUUUCAAUAUACAUAUUAUACCAUUCAAAUGAAGUGGAGCUAUUUUAUCACAUUAGACAUUUUACAUAAAUUAAAAAAUAAUAGAUUUAAAGAUAUAAAUAAAUCUAUAUUCUAUAUAGACAAUGAUUAUCAAUAAUAUUACGUACAAAGUAUUCUCUCAUAAUGGAUAUGGUCUAUUAUAAAAUAUUUUAUACUAAUA
Molecule: messenger RNA, 1513 nt
Organism: Pogonomyrmex barbatus (red harvester ant)
Lineage: Eukaryota; Metazoa; Arthropoda; Insecta; Hymenoptera; Formicidae
Product: small integral membrane protein 14
Cellular component (GO): endoplasmic reticulum
Source: RefSeq, a predicted model, not a curated record